Messenger RNA from Peronospora matthiolae, 1236 nucleotides. Lineage: Eukaryota; Oomycota; Peronosporomycetes; Peronosporales; Peronosporaceae. The record is from the annotation of a GenBank genome assembly.
AUGUUACGUCGAGGAGCUCUUUUAUCCAGAGCUCCGCUGCGUCGCUCGUUCUCAACGCCGCGCCAUACAAAAGGACUGAACUUGACGUCAUAUGUGUCCCCCGUACUGCUUCGUCUGCAUCCAGACACGGUGCAGCGUCAGGCGCCAGCUCUGGCACAAGAAAACGAACAGGCACUGAAGAUGCUCAAUGUGUUUCUGGAACUCGCCACCAGCGGCUGCAAUAAUGACGUCCGCAAUGCUCGGAAUCUCGUUUUGGCACUGAAAGAUCGACAUGAAGCUGGUGGUGAUGAGUCGGUGGUGUUUCCACUGGUUUUUCAUGUCCCAGUGGACGAUCGUGAGGUUCAGGAGCAAGUCGACGGAUUCGUCCGAGUCACAUACACAGUCGAGAUUCCUGCUCGACUCGUGAAGCGAACGUUGUCCCAUUAUGGCCAACCGAGCAGUGCUCGAGAGGAUUCAAAGGCUGCGCUGCAAACGCCUUUUGCACGGGAGUGGCAGCGCACGACGAAACGAAUUUUGCAAGAUCUCUUUGACGUGGCUCACGUGCCGCUUGUUGUGGAAGAACGAGGGGAAAAGACGAGGACGGCACUGGCCGAAUGGCUAGCAGAGGACGAAAAGGUUGUAGACCAGGCAGAUAUGCAUGGUAUCCGAACUGCUGAACACAAUCGAGCUGUUCAGCGCGAGCACAAAGAGUUUAAUAAACUCUACCAUGCGAUGCUUACACGCGAGAAGAAUAUCGUGCACGAAAUGACGACAGGUUUGGAAGAUGGGCCGACAACGCAACAUGCGGUGCUAACAAGCUUGCUGCAUUCGAGACUUUUCUUGCCCAAGUUUCGCGAUCCACACAUGAAGAAGAGCGCGUUUUACUGGAUUGCUAACCUCAUGCUUGUCAACUUUAUGGAACUAAGUCUGCACAAACUCGUGUGGAAUAAGGUCACACUUUUGGUUACUGCCGAUUCGAGCGUAGGUGAACCCCAAGUGUCUUGGGAUGAAGAAGUUCCGGAGCAAGGGAUGGGGAUUCUCAUCCCUGUUGGAAUGGAUAGCGAUACGCUGGUCGAUUUCAUGUACGAGAAUGUGGAAAAUUUGGAGUUUGCUCUGGCAGAGAAAUCGUAUCGGGAACAAGCAACAGUCGCAGAACAACAUAAACUUCGACUGGAGAAGAAGAAGCAGAAGGGAAAGUCGAGACGAAGAGACCACUUUUAUAAGGCAGAGGUGGAUCAAAUCUUCCGGAGACGAUGA